GGGCAUUAGACCAACCACUCACUGGGAAAACAAGUGUUGGUGCCAGAGCCUUCUCUGGGUUCCAAGACUGCUUUUUCAGAGACAGGCCGAUGGAUCCGGUUCGGAUUGCGGUCGUGGGGGCAGGCGUGGUGGGGCUCUCCACUGCCGUGUGCAUUUCCAAAUCGGUCCCGCGAUGCUCCAUUACUGUCAUUUCGGACAAGUUCACUCCUGAAACCACAAGUGACGUGGCAGCCGGAAUGCUUAUUCCUCAUGUUUAUCCAGACACACCCAUUCCCACACUGAAGCGGUGGUUUAGAGAGACCUUUGACCACCUGUUUGCAAUUGCCAGUUCUGCAGACGCUGAAGAUGCUGGUGUUCAUCUGGUAUCUGGUUGGCAGGUAUUUCGGAGCAUUCCUACUGAAGAAGUCCCAUUCUGGGCUGAUGUGGUUCUGGGAUUUCGAAAGAUGACCGAAGCUGAACUGAAGAAAUUCCCCCAGCAUGUGUUUGGUCAUGCUUUCACGACUCUGAAAUGUGAAAGCCCCGCCUACCUCCCGUGGUUGGAGAAGAGGUUAAAAAGAAAUGGGGUCCUGAUACUCACCCGACGCAUAGCAGACCUGUGGGAACUUCAUCCAUCCUUCGACAUCGUGGUCAACUGCUCAGGCCUUGGAAGCAGACAGCUUGCACGAGACUCGGAGAUGUUUCCCGUGCGGGGCCAGUUGCUCACCGUUAAGGCUCCCUGGGUGAAGCAUUUUAUCCGAGAUGGGAGCGGGCUGACAUACAUUUAUCCUGGCACAUCCGAUGUAAUCCUGGGUGGAACUAGGCAAGAAGGAGACUGGGAUCUGUCCCCAGAUGCAGAAAUUAGCAGAGACAUUUUUUCCCGGUGUUGUGCUCUUGAGCCCUCCCUCCACGGAGCGAGCUACGUAAGGGAGAAGGUAGGCUUAAGGCCCUUCAGGCCUGCCGGCGUGCGGCUGCAGGUGGAGCUCCUGGCCCAGGACAGCCAGAAGCUGCCCGUGGUCCAUAACUAUGGCCAUGGGAGUGGGGGCAUCUCCGUGCACUGGGGCACUGCUCUGGAGGCGGCCAGGCUGGUGAGUGAGUGUGUCCAAGCCCCCAGGACCCCCACUCCCAAGUCAAACCUGUAGAUGACAUGACAGGACAGCAAACGGCCCCAGACACUGUGGAUCGAAAUACAAUUAAAGCAUCAGAACAGAUUCCAAUAACUUUUCCACCGCACAAAAGGUUAAUGAGAUCUUUGUUUUCAAAAUUGGCAAUGAUGAAAUAGGAAUCAGUAGUCUGGGACCAGUACUAAUCUGUAGAACUAGACUCCCGUCUAGUGCUAAUGACAUUGGGCAUAAAGUUCUAUUUUCAUUUAAAACACUUGUUAUAGAAUAAGAUUUUCUCUCAGACCUGGCAUUCAAAGAUCUGUGCUAAUUUACAUGGAUGCUGGAAGCUGUAGGGAUUUUGACAGUUUUUGGCUAAUAAAUCCACAGGAAGAGAUAAUGUAUGGGAAACACUUAACUCACUGUUGCAAAGCUGCCCGUGACGUUUGCAGGUUGUACUCAGGUGAGCAUUACAGUCCCUCUAGAUAAAAUACACGGUGACCGUGCAACACAGGCUUACUACAUUUAAUGUCAGACAAAGCAUGAUUUCUGAUAGUACCUGAGGCAGCCUCUUCCUUCUGUUGGUCAUGAUGAUUAGAAGAAAGGGAUGAAGUUACCUAUGGACAUGGCUUCAACCCAACAGCUGUCUGGGGUCAGUCACUCAGGGUGGUACUUUCCAUUACCACCAAUGAUGGAGCACCAGCUUGUUGUGCGGUUGACUUUGCCGAAGCAGUUUCUGAAGACUGAAUAGCAGGUGCAGCCAAAGAGCUAAUUAGCUGAUUAGGAUGAAACAAUCGUUCAGAAAGAGUUUUUUGCAGGUUGUUAUAAAAAAAAAAACUACUGGAGAGGAAAGGAAAUGUGUUACGAUAAAACACAUUUGCUAAAGAAAAUCCACCUAGCCUGAUUUCUUGACUCAGACCUUCUCAGGCUUUUUUCUGCUCAGGUGUAUUGUCGUUGCUCAGGAGGGGUUUGGCUUUAGCAAAUGGGAAAGGAGGCGCUCUUCACUAGGGUAAGGAAUCUUUCUAGAAAUACGUGUAACUUUAAUUUUAAUUUUGGCAAGAGAUGGCUUGUGUUUAGUGAUAAUAAGUUCUGGUCUGGACAUCUCAGGGGUGGAGCGGGUGGAGAUACAGGGUUGGCAAUGAGAAUGCGGGAAGGAGAAAGCCCAGCACAGCUCCAUUUGACCAUUUUGUUCAUUGAGCUUUCAUUUGUUCAUUGAGUUUCUCUAAGAGAAUGUUCUGCUGGUAAAAAAGAAAGAGGGAGAUAUGGAGAGAGAGAGAGAAGAGAAUAAGAAAGAGAGAGAACCAGCGUAUUCUCCUUCCAAUCAAGUGUGCUUCUUCCCCCUAGAUUUCCACCAGGGGGUGAUAUUGUAUCAAAUUCAGGUAAAUGGGUAAAUUUGAAAAUUUAGAAAUGACUAGAAAUAAAAAAUGGAGACCAGCCUGUGUGGAGUGAGUAUGUGAUUCGUUUAAGGUUUUGGAGUUUACAUGCCCCAUAUGUAAUUGUUUCUGUUUAAAGUGUUUGAGAGAUGCACAAGCUUAAACAGAGUAACAACAAGCGCGUGCUUAUCACAGUCCGUGAGAAAUAAGAAGUCAUGAUAAACCAGCGUUUUAAACAGAUGCAAUGAAAUGCUUAGUGGUUAAAACAAAAAUGAAGGCUGCUGCUCAAAAUAGG
Suricata suricatta (meerkat) is the source of this 2744-nucleotide messenger RNA. RefSeq names its product D-aspartate oxidase (gene DDO). The record is from RefSeq and is a predicted model, not a curated record. The coding region runs from base 90 to 1118 and encodes 342 amino acids. Gene Ontology annotation, molecular function: D-amino-acid oxidase activity; FAD binding. Lineage: Eukaryota; Metazoa; Chordata; Mammalia; Carnivora; Herpestidae. The transcript is spliced from 5 exons.